AUGCUUAAACGGACUUCAUUCAUCGCUUUAUGGCUUAUCACAUUGAUUCCGAUCAUCUUUGCUCAGUUUGGCCAUGAUCCUCAAAGAUUUCAAAGCCUUCUCAAAGGUUUCUUCAAAUUGUCUGCAAAUUAUGCACUCACUCCGAAAUGGAGAUCCAACUAUAACCAACAUUCAAUUGUCUAUCGUCUCGGUGAUAAAACGGAAUACUCAGUGAACAAGAAAAUCCUCAAUGAUGUUUUUGAGGCGGAUAUGGUUUUGACUCCAUAUCAGAUGGAGGAUGUCAUUGAUACAUUCAAAGCUAGAGUUCAUGGCCGACCCAAAAGAGUGAAGCGAAACGCAGCGGCGGAUAGUGUGAAGUUGAGGUGGCCAAAUAGGACAAUUCCAUUUGAGUUCAAAGAUACCAAAGACGCUAAAUGGAUUACUUUACUCCGAGAUGGAAUGGCUAAAUGGACUAGGGAGACUUGUCUCCGUUUUGUGCCAAGGACCACUCAAAAAGAUUAUGUCACUUUCUUCAGAGGAGGAGGCUGUUAUUCAAGUGUGGGAAGAACUGGUGGCAAACAAUACAUCUCGAUUGGUUAUGGUUGUGAAGGGGGUGGCAUUGUGGCUCACGAACUGGGGCAUGCAAUCGGCUUCUGGCACGAGCAAAGUCGACCGGAUCGAGAUGAGUACAUCAAUCUCAACAACGACAAUAUCAUUAAAGGAACUUAUGGAAACUUUGAAAAGCGAACUGACUUGGAGAGAACCGAUAUCCCUUACGAUUUUGGCUCAGUGAUGCACUACGGACCUCAAGCUUUUACUAAUAACUGGAAUUAUGUAACAAUUGAAACAAAAGAUCAUCGUUUUCAACACACAAUUGGUCAACGAGCCGACAUUUCUUUCAUUGAUGUCAAACAUGCAAAUCACCUCUACUGUAAUGAUAUUUGCAAAAUGAGGCUACAUUGUUUGAAUGGUGGAUAUGAAAAUCCGUUGGACUGUUCGAGAUGUAAGUGCCCGCCAGGGCUUGGAGGAAUCCGAUGUGAGAGAAUCGCGACGAGUACUCCUGGUUGUGGUGGUGAUCUGAUCGCCACAGCUACCUGGUCGGUCUUGAACAGCGCCCGAGUUGGGAAAUGUUACUGGAGAUUGCUGGCACCAUACGGUCAGCGGGUCCGCUUUGAGAUCACUGACGCUGACUAUAAAUGUGAUUCGUCGUGCGCUGAGAACUAUCUCGAAAUCAAACACCAAAGAGAUAUGCAACAAACAGGAUUCCGCCAAUGCUGCAACGCUGUGCCGGAUACAUUAUUGAGCAAACCUACAUUCCCAAAGCCACCGCUUGCAAAUUGGGAAGGCCAAGGUGGUCUCAAUGGAUUGCUAGGACAAGAAACCGGAAUCGAUAACACUUUUGAGAAUUAUGUUGUCAAAGAGUUGCCAAAUGUUCUGAGAUCAACCGGAGGUCGUGCCGAUAUCAGUUCCCUUUUCACCCUCGUCGACAGUCUUUUGAGAGCGGGAAGUGGAAAGAAGAAAAAA
This is a messenger RNA of Mesorhabditis belari, 1503 nucleotides long. The record is from the annotation of a GenBank genome assembly. NCBI's taxonomy places the organism in Eukaryota, Metazoa, Nematoda, Chromadorea, Rhabditida, Rhabditidae.